CAAACUGCGUUUUGUGUCAGUUCGUUUCAGAUGUCUUAAACGAAAAGCCAAUCAAAAAUUACAAAAAAAAAAUAAACAAUUUGGCUUACCGAUACGAAGACUGAAAAUUACCGCGUCCUGGCCCAUACCUUCUAAAAUUCAUCCCGACACAGGUUAGUUUUUGCAAUUGGCAACCUGUCUGCCUAACAUGUUUCCCGAUGACUUCGACGUUGAGCCCUUCAAUCCAUUCAAUGUGGGACCGCCCAAUAGUGGCGCCCGAUCUGAAUUCAAAAUACCUACCUGCGUUACGUAUCCGCCACCGGUUUUCGUACCCAAGUCCGAGUACUUGCAGCCAUCCAAGGAGUUGCUCACCGGAAAAAGCAAUCAAAGUAUAGGACAGUCCAGAAUCGGUGAAGUGGACAUUUCCAAGGCCAUCAAUGAAGAGAUGGCCGUGGCCAAGAAGCAGGCCGCUGCACUCAAUGAAAAAGACCGCAUUGAUGCGGGUGGUGUCUCAAAGACGAAACUCUCCCAGGACUCCCAAUCAAAGGGGGCGGUUUCAAAGGACUCUUUGCGCACCUUAAUGCCAGUAAGGUCGCCAACUGACCGACAGUUCAGUGGUGAGGGUAGAGGCAAUGCCAAAUUAACCAUUUCAGAAUCCAGGUCGGCUUCCAAAACGAGUUGCACGUUUAAGCAAAGUCAGGCUAACAUGUCCUUAAAGUCUUCGAACAUAACAUUAAAACAAUCUGCAAUUGCCAACAGCAUAUCCUCCAAUACCAGCCUCCCUCCGAAGUCAGUUUUGAAGUCAGCCAAUUUCCCAGAAGCAGCCAAAGUUUCCUCUACCACAAUGAAAUCACCAGUGUCAAAUAAACCAUCUGAAACCGGAACUGAGCGCUGCUCGAACUUAAAACCUGCUGCCUCAGACUCUAAAGAAUCUCUAAAGUUGGAAAAACCAAAGCAUUCCGAUUUGAAAGUGCAGGAAUCGCAGAAGAAAACAUUGCAAGAAUCGCAGAAGAAGUCUUCGCAAGAAUCGCAGAAGUCAUUGCAAGAAUCGCAGAAGAAAGCUUUGCAAGAACAACUCCCCUCUGAUAUUGUCAGCAAAAAUGCGAAGCAAGACUCUUGGAGCGAUCGAACUCAUUCGAAGACCAACAAAUCAAAUGUCCUACCUGAAUCCAAGGAUGGUCCCAGCUACAUUCGGUCGGAAACGGCUUUAUCCUACAGACAGUCCUUGAACCAGCAGGCUGCCGAAAUGGCGGACCGCUUAAAUGCCGGAAAUGAAAACUUUAGGCGCUACAAUUCCGUGGCACGGAAUCACUCGAUCAAAGUGCCUCAAAGACUUUGUGAUGGGGACCGCAUGACUUUCUGGUUCAGCGAUGCUGUUCUCUCCUAGAAACACAUUUGCUUGCCAAACAAAUCCUUAGUUCAUAUUUACUGAGAACUACUAGCUAUUGAACAGAGAAAUUUAAACGAAAAUUAAAAGUUUUUACAUUUAACAUACAAUUUCCCAA
Molecule: messenger RNA, 1484 nt
Organism: Drosophila yakuba
Lineage: Eukaryota; Metazoa; Arthropoda; Insecta; Diptera; Drosophilidae
Exons: 1
Coding region: 188-1366 (392 amino acids)
Source: RefSeq, a predicted model, not a curated record